AUGCUGAUGCAUACUUUUGGUCCAGUGUACUGCCUGCUCGUCAACCGAAUGCAAUUCAUCCGUGAACAGUCGUACGCGACGCACCACCAGACGGUGAACCUCACGCGCGCGCUUCUGUGUGAGCUCGUAGCGGAAAAGAUCCUCCGGCGAUACAACGAGCACAACCCCGGACCGAGGGGCCUGCUCAAGCUGGCAAAUAUCCUGGUUGCGGGAUUCGAACCGUUCCAGGGCGCGCCCGACGAGGUGACCUCGCAGAGUCAGCAUGCGAUGCACUACUGGACCGCCCAGCGGAGAUCCGAGUCCGGUAAAGUGGAGAGGAAACUGACAGCCCUGGAAGUUGCUAUCGUCAGCGCCAGCAAGUCGUUUCUGGCGAGCAGUGCUUGUCAAAAGGUCGUGGACGCCAUUUACCGAGGCAAGGUCGUAUACACGCCCAGCAGUUUCAUCGACAUCAUACCCGACCAUUGGAAGAAGAGACCGAUUUCCCUGUAUGACCCGCGACGAGCCCCGUUGCUGAAUCAAUACAGAUUGAUUGUGCCACGGACAAGGAACUUGAUUGAAGUCUGUCAAUUUGUCAUUCUACUCGCCCUAUACAUUGCGGUUAUGGCGGCGCGAGAAAAUAGAAUGGACACCACUUACGAGGUCCUCGAGCUGGUCUUUGAUGUUUAUGGGGCUGGUUGGGUGCUCGAUCAACUCGCAUCUAUUCUCGAACAUGGUUGGGGUGUGUAUACUCAGAAUUUGUGGUCGUUUCUCGAUGUCAUGUUCUCGACAAUAUUCAUCAUAUACCUUGUCUUACGAAUCUGCGCCUCCUCCUUUGUCGACGAGGAAAAGUCCAUUGCCCUCGCGCGGACUGCUCUGGACAUUCUCAGCUGCGCCGCUCCGGUGCUUAUUCCUCGACUAGCAUUCAACGUCAUGUCGGAGAAUAUGUUGUUUCUCUCCUUGAGAGCGAUGAUGUCUGAUUUCCUGACACUGACUGCGCUGGCCGUAUGGUGCUUUGCGGGCUUCCUCCUGAGUCUUAAGUGGUUGCAUGCUGGCGCUCAUCAGGCUGUGACGAUCGGGGAGUGGAUGAUCUGGAUUUGGUUCGGUCUCGACGGGACUGGUAUUGAUCAGUCCCCAGACUUCCAUUGGCUCCUGGGACCCGCCUUGAUGGUGUUGUUCGCUUUCCUGGGCAACACGUUGUUCCUCACCGUUCUCGUCUCGAUGCUGACAAACACAUUCAGCGGCAUCGUUGGCAACGCUGUUCAGGAAAUCCAGUUCCGGCGAGCCGUCCUUACUUUCGAAGGGGUCAAAUCAGACGCCAUCUUUGCGUAUAUGCCCCCAUUCAACAUCCUCGCACUGAUACUUGUGCUGCCUUUAAAGUGGAUGCUCUCCAAAAGAAUGUUCCACAAGGUCAACGUCGCAGCGGUCAGGGCGAUCAACCUACCAACAUUGCUAAUUGUUGCAUGGUAUGAGAGGAGAACGCUCUGGAUUUCGGACAAGCGGAAGAUUGCCAGCAGCAAGAAAAUUGACUGGAAGCAUCCCGGCGGCCCCAGGGCGACGCCUGCGCAAUAUUGGGCUCUCUCACGGUUUAGUGUACAUGGAGAUAUCCACGCAGUGUUCGACAUUGAUCCACCACAGUCAGUACUGGACAAGAUCGCCGAAGAAGACAACCUGAAUCACAGCGACGACAUGGGGAUCCUUUCCAACACCAAAUUGCAGGACCAAUUCACGCACUUAUCGGAGCAAAGAAGAGAGAGUCAGACGGUGGAUUCGAGUCAAAACCCACCAGUCAACCCGGAGCCUGCGAAGAGCGGAAGGAGAGAGUCACAGGUCGACCAGAAGUUGAAAGACCAGUUUCGUGACUCGAGUGAUGAGGGUGGAGAUGAUGACCAACAUCCGCCCGGUUAUCGCAAGCCAAACAGGCGCGAAAGAAUUGACUCACUGGUUGACCUGGACGGUGGACAAGACGGCCGAUUCCUGGAGGCGACGGCGAGACUGCACAAGAUAGAAGAUGCCUUGGAAAGAAUGGAAGCCAUGCUUGCUCAACUGAUGGGCGCGGGAGAUGCCAGCAGCGAGAACAGCGAGGGGCGGGAAGAACUCGCUUCGGAAAUACGGGAGAAUUCCAUCAAAUGA
Fonsecaea nubica is the source of this 2109-nucleotide messenger RNA. RefSeq lists its product as hypothetical. The transcript is spliced from 2 exons. NCBI's taxonomy places the organism in Eukaryota, Fungi, Ascomycota, Eurotiomycetes, Chaetothyriales, Herpotrichiellaceae. The record is from RefSeq and is a predicted model, not a curated record. The coding region runs from base 1 to 2109 and encodes 702 amino acids.